UGUCAUCAUCACGAACACCGCUUCGGCAUGCCGACUGUCACGUUCGCAUUCAUUCAUGUUUGACUUUAGUUAGUUAGUACGCUUGCAAUUCUUGUUGCGUGCAUAACAACUUUCACCUAGUUUUGAACUCUGGGUCAAAUCAAUUUUUAGUUUGUUAUCGAUUAGGUAGUGCGUGUUGUUUGUCCGUGAAUGUUUUAGGGGAUACAGAAUGUUUUUCAGAGUUUUUGCCAGUGGCCAGGGAAAGCGAGUGCUGGGUGCCGUGGGAACGAUAAUUGCUGGUGGCACGAUAACAACAUACUACCGGCGCAAUGACGCACACAUGGCAUCGAAGAUGGCCGUGAGCAAAUUCAUGGCGGAACCCAUCACUCCUAAGGACACCCUGGCGUCCAAUGCGGACGAUAUGAAAACCAGGAUGGAACUGAUGAUCAUGAAGAUCCAGGCGGACUUUUGCCGAUCGCUGGAGAAUGAGGAGAACUUUGGGAAAAAGUUUACCGUUGAUCGAUGGGAGCGAAAAGAGGGCGGUGGCGGAAUUACCUGUGUCCUACAGGAUGGGGACAUAUUCGAGAAGGCGGGUGUGAACAUAUCCGUUGUGCACGGGGUGCUUCCGAAGGGUGCGAUUCAACAGAUGCGAUCCCGUGGGAAGCAACUGGCCGAUGGGGAGCUACCUUUCUUUGCGGCCGGUGUCAGCGCUGUGAUACACCCGAGGAAUCCGAUGGUUCCGACGAUUCAUUUCAACUACCGAUAUUUCGAGGUGACGGACUCGCAGGGUAAUAAGCAGUGGUGGUUUGGAGGAGGAACUGACCUCACCCCCUACUACCUGGACGAAAAAGAUGCCCUUCAUUUCCAUCAAACGCUGAAGGAAGCAUGCGACGAACACGACGAGACCUACUACCCGAAGUUCAAGGAGUGGUGCGAUAAAUACUUCUACAUUCCUCAUCGCCAGGAGUGUCGCGGCGUUGGGGGCAUCUUUUUCGACGACCUGGAUGCGCCGGACCAGGAAAGUGUAUUUAACUUCGUUACUGGCUGUGCCCACUCGGUGGUUCCGUCCUACCUGCCGCUGGUCCGGAAGCACAAAAACGACGCCUAUGGGGAUCGCGAACGACAGUGGCAGCUGUUGCGCAGGGGACGCUACGUGGAGUUCAACCUGAUCUACGAUCGUGGAACGAAAUUUGGCCUGUACACUCCUGGGGCGCGUUACGAAAGCAUCCUGAUGUCGCUGCCGCUGACGGCGAAAUGGGAAUACAUGCACGUGCCUUCACCGGACAGCAAGGAAGGUGAGAUUACCCACGUCCUGAAGAACCCACGAGACUGGCUACAAACGGGGCAGAACAAAUAACACUUUUAUUGUUAUCGUUAAAGUUUUACACGCAUUUUCCGUAAUAAAAGUUCACUUCAGAAGGUUCA
Molecule: messenger RNA, 1404 nt
Organism: Aedes albopictus (Asian tiger mosquito)
Lineage: Eukaryota; Metazoa; Arthropoda; Insecta; Diptera; Culicidae
Gene: Coprox
Product: oxygen-dependent coproporphyrinogen-III oxidase
Exons: 4
Coding region: 209-1336 (375 amino acids)
Cellular component (GO): cytoplasm
Molecular function (GO): coproporphyrinogen oxidase activity
Source: RefSeq, a predicted model, not a curated record